AUUUAGCAACAAAUUGACGUCCGCAGCUUAUGCUUUGCGGUUAGUACAAUGAUUUAACAAUUCAGUUCAUUGCUUGCACUGCAACAACAAACUUUUUUUCUGCGGGGCGCAGGAAAAAGGUUUUAAACAAAUCAGUAAAAACCUGCACCAGUGCACUUAACUACACAAACACCAAAAAAUGGAUUUACUUGACUCAAUACUCAAUUCAAUGGAUGCGCCGCCUGCAACUAAUGAACAACAAAAGACGCUGAUCAAAAAGCAGCGCGAGAUGAUGGAGCGCAUGCAAAACAAACAGAAAGAGGAGCUUCUGAGGUUUCGAAAAUAUGUAGAAGAGCGAAUGGGACGCUUUUCUAAGGAUGAUCGCACCUAUCUAGAGUUCCAGCCAUUGGAUAAGGUGCAUCGCUCAGUCAUACACGAGAUAGCAGAGAAUGGCGGCUUCAUUGCCAUGAGUUUUGGUCGCGAAGAUGUGGACCGCCAUUCGGUGGUGUACAAAAAAGAACACGCACCCAGCGAGGAUGAGGUGACAGCUCGCCGAAAUGGUGACGGCUGGAACGAGGACAUUGCCAAAGAAUAUGCCGAGCGCCGAAGGGAGCGCUUGGAAACAGAGCAAAGCAAUAAACGAACAGUAGCACCAUUGGCAGCAGAAGGUGCAGCAGAAGCUGCGGAUGUGAAGCCAACGACCAACUACAAAGCAAAAUAUGCACACUUGAUUGGCGAAUCGGCUGCACUGCAAGCGGCACGCAAAACAGAAACCAACCAAAGCUAUGGAUUUGUCCCCAGUAAGAACAAGAAAGACUUGCGGUCGAUUGAGCAAACUCUAGCCGACAUACAGGCCAAAAAGCGUUUGAAACUUCAACAGCAGCAGGAGGCGCUGGCUGUAGAAACAGAGCAGCCACAAACUGAGCAUUGCACUGAACAACAAUAAUAGUAUAGACAUUUUUGUAAAGAAACUUGAAGACUAUAAUUUGUUGGAAUUGAAGUUGUUGUGUGCGAUAAGGAUAUUGGACUGCCAUAUAUUGGAGUGCGCGAAGUGUAAAAAUUAUAAUUGACUCUCAAUUUUUUUUAAUUAUCCGAAAAAUAGUUAACAGGAAAAGGACAAAUUCAUUACCCAAUAUGUACUAUAAGCAAUACGAACUUCGCAUACGAAUAGGUGCAAAGCAAUGCAGGAAUAUGAAGUUUUAUCACACGCAGUCCAAUCCGCAAUAUAUAAAUACAUAUAUGUAUAAAUAAUUUGUAUAUAUGUAGCUUCAAUAAAGUACAAAGUUUUGAAAAUUA
This is a messenger RNA of Scaptodrosophila lebanonensis, 1275 nucleotides long. RefSeq names its product sperm-associated antigen 7. The transcript has a single exon. NCBI's taxonomy places the organism in Eukaryota, Metazoa, Arthropoda, Insecta, Diptera, Drosophilidae. Gene Ontology annotation, molecular function: nucleic acid binding. Bases 179 to 925 code for a protein of 248 amino acids. The record is from RefSeq and is a predicted model, not a curated record.